AUGAAAGCAUCUGAAUUGCUCUGGCAAUUUUCACAACCGGAAAAUAACCCAGAAGCUUUGACACAAAUGGAUAAUAGUCAAAUUGAGAGUCACAGUAGGAGUAAUUAUAACAAUCAAGUUAUUGAUAAACAGUUAUUGGUGUCAGAAGUAAAUGAUACUAUUAAAUUAACUAAAAAUAAUUAUGAAAGUAUUAAUGUGGCAUGGGAUUGGCAGACAAGUGCUCUAGUAUUAGCUGUUUGUGCUUGUAUUAUUUUCUUUAUUGUUGCUGGAUGUUCGGCAAUUAUUUACGUUAGACAAUGGAGACGAAUGAAACGUAAUUUUGAACCAGAUCGGAAACGAGACACUCGAGUGGUAAUACCAACCGGAUGGCCGGAAAUAGGGGGAAACCUUUACAUAGAAGAGACUGCCGGAGAAUCAUCAUCAUUAUCGCCAGCAUCGCCGAUAAAUAAAUCCAAACAAUUGAAACAAAUUCAGCGCAACAUUCAGAAUAUUAUUGCUCAGAAAUCACAAUUUAAUUGUUAA
Cotesia congregata is the source of this 522-nucleotide messenger RNA. Lineage: Eukaryota; Metazoa; Arthropoda; Insecta; Hymenoptera; Braconidae. The record is from the annotation of a GenBank genome assembly.